AUGAUCGCUGCGUGGAAAGCGGUAGAGCGGGAAGGAGAAUUGGCCUAUGCCAUCACCGACGCCGACACCUUCACGGCAGCGCAGCAAUCGCCGACCUCGAGCGGCAAAAAGGAGAAGAAGAAGAAGAAGACACAGAAGAAGAGUGGCAAGAAGCUGGUGGCUGGCCCUACAGCAACGUCCACGACAGCAACAGCAACGGCCACCUCUACACCAACGGCCACGGCUGUCUCAGCCACGCCCAGCCAACUCUACGAGACCUGGAUCGGACAUGCCGAAGCUGCCUUCCACCGAGAGCACAUGCUUCCGCGGCUCCGGCUCCCGCAGGGCGAACUACUCGAGAUCGUGGAAAUGGCGAAGCGCGCAGUGGUCGUCCGCGCGUCGUCGCGGGCAGUGGUAGAGCGCUGCCUGCCCAAGCUGACCUACAUAGACCUGAGCUACCGCGACCUAAUCGUCGGUGAAGACGCCACCAACAUCCUUACGACCCACCUGAAGGAGAUCGCGGCCGCCGCCGGAGUGCCAGUCCAAGUGUGGCUCCGUGCUGCGGAUGACGACCGAGUGCGCUACCGCCUCGAAUCGGUGAAGCUGCUCCAGUUCCAGCUGAGCCAGGCCGAGGUGGUCCGCCAGGUCCUGCACGAGCUAACGUACAACUCAGCACGGCCCUCGAUCUGGGCCUUUGUCGGCAAGACCAACGUGGUGGUACUCUUUGAUCAGGACCACGACGGCGAGAGGCGUGAGAAUUUUGAGUAA
Molecule: messenger RNA, 747 nt
Organism: Acanthamoeba castellanii str. Neff
Lineage: Eukaryota; Discosea; Longamoebia; Acanthamoebidae
Exons: 4
Coding region: 1-747 (248 amino acids)
Source: RefSeq, a predicted model, not a curated record